AGAGAACCUAAGCUCAACAAAGCAGUCUUGAUCUGAGUGAGCCAGCUGACACCAUGAAACUAUCAGGUGUCUUUCUGCUCCUCUCUCUGGCUCUUUUCUGCCUCUUCUCAGGUGUCGUCAGCCAAGGAGGACAGAUCGACUGUGGAGAGUUCCGUGAUCCCAAGGUAUUCUGUACUCGGGAAUCCAACCCGCACUGUGGCUCCGAUGGCCAGACAUAUGGCAAUAAAUGUUCCUUCUGUAAGGCAGUGGCGAAAAGUGAUGGGAAGAUUAUCCUAAAGCAUCCAGGAAAAUGCUGAAAUAUAGCCAGUGUUUUAUUCUGGCUUGCCGACUCUCAAAUCUUCCUUUACUUCUGUUUUUACUUUUCUUCAGCGAAUCCCUUGAAUUUGUAAAGACAUACCUUCUACUCUAUCUGGAUCUUCAGGAGUUGAUGAUGUAUUUCCCUUGAUUCGCUUGUCAAUAAAGUAAAUUCUGCAGAAGCAUUAA
Molecule: messenger RNA, 483 nt
Organism: Ictidomys tridecemlineatus (thirteen-lined ground squirrel)
Lineage: Eukaryota; Metazoa; Chordata; Mammalia; Rodentia; Sciuridae
Source: RefSeq, a predicted model, not a curated record